Messenger RNA from Dovyalis caffra, 519 nucleotides. The record is from the annotation of a GenBank genome assembly. NCBI's taxonomy places the organism in Eukaryota, Viridiplantae, Streptophyta, Magnoliopsida, Malpighiales, Salicaceae.
AUGGAAGAUGACGUUUCGAACCCGUUUCGAAGAAUGUCAAUGCGAACUCGAAAGAUUGCUCCAAAAAUGGCAGCUGCACUUGCCAGCAAUGAUAACAGAACUCAGGCAGCAAUUGCCAGACUUGAAGCAUUGGAGAAUGAUUAUACAGGAAUGGAAACAGUAGAAGCUGUUGAUGAUGAUGAGGCUUCUCUUGACGAUGACGAUGAUGUCUAUAUACAAAAGAAGCAUAAAGGCACGAAGAGGAAAACCCGGCAAGCAAAAGCACUUGAGAAUGCUAGGAAGGCCCCGAGAAAUUUUUUGGAGCUCUUGCAUGAGGCAAACCUAGAAGCUUUGCCUCCACAUGUUCCAUCCUAUUUGAGGGCAGCAGUGGGACCUCCAAGCUCUACUUGCCGCAGGCAUUUCUGCACUGUUUGUGGGUUCGCUUCCAAUUAUACAUGUGUGAAGUGUGGAAUGCGCUUUUGUUCAAUCCGAUGCCAGAAAAUACAUGAUGAUACUCGUUGCCUGAAAUUUGUGGCCUGA